AUGAUCGGAAAUAGUUUUGCUAAUGGAGAAAACUAUGUUUCUUCAUCUAAUACAAAUAAAAGUGAUAUAUUCAAUGAACCUGAAAAAAAAAUUAUAGUCUAUGAAAGUCAAAUAGCAGAGGAUUCUCCCAUCCCUCCUGCUACUUCUACUGAUAAUACCAAACAUCACUCAGCUUUCUAUAGUUUUUGGAGGUUCAUCGCAAAUUUUUCUCAGAAAAUUGAUUCAUUAGGUAUGAUUGAAUCUACAGGUAUUGAAAGAAUCCCAUCUUAUCAAAGAGGUACUAAAAAAACUCAAUUUCUACAUGUUUUGGGAUUUUGGAUAUCAGCCAGUGGUGGGUUAUCUUCCAUGUCUUCCUUCUUUUUAGGUCCCUUACUAUUCGGUUUAACUUUUAAGCAAAGUGUUGUUAGUGGCUGGAUUUCCAUGAUGAUUGGUUGUUUAAUUGCUGCUUAUUGUUCUAUAAUGGGUCCUCAAUCAGGGUGUAGGCAAAUGGUUACCGCUAGAUAUUUAUUCGGCUGGUAUUUUGUUAAAUUUGUUGCUUUAGUUUCUAUUAUUGGGGUUUUAGGUUGGAGUGUUGUUAACUGUGUUGUUGGUGGUGAAAUGUUGGCCAGUAUUGGAAAUGUCCCUAUAUGGGUUGGUAUUGUCAUCGUUACUUGUGUUAGUAUUGUCGUCGCUAUUUGCGGUAUCAAACAGGUUUUAAGAGUUGAAAUGUACCUCAGCAUACCAGUCAUGACAGUUUUCACAUUGUUAUUUAUAUCUGGUAGCGAUAAAUUCCACUUAAUUAACGAAUACAAACCAACCUCAGAUACCUCUAUAAAGGGCAAUUGGUUGUGCUUUUUUUCCUUGUGUUAUAGUAUUACAUCGACUUGGGGGUCAAUCACAUCAGAUUACUACAUUUUAUUUCCAGAAGAUACUCCUAAAAUACAUGUGUUUCUAUUAACAUUUUUUGGUCUUUUAAUACCAACUACAUAUGUUGGAUUAUUGGCUCUAUGCUUGGCCAGUACUGCCAUGAGCUACGAACCAUGGCUUAACAGUUACAAUGAAUAUGGGAUGGGUGGUAUGUUGUGGUCUGGUUUUCAACGUUGGAAUGGUUUUGGCAAAUUUUGCGUUGUAGUCUUGUUAUUAAGUUUAAUUUCUAACAAUAUCAUUAACACAUAUUCAGCCGCCUUUUCUGUUCAAUUGUCAAGUGUUCGUUUAGCCAAGAUUCCUCGUUGGUUUUGGGCGUUUGUUGUUACUGCAAUCUAUUUAAUUUGUGCUUUAGUUGGUAGAAAUCAUUUCAGUGACAUUUUAAGUAAUUUUUUACCAAUGAUCGGAUAUUGGAUCUCCAUGUAUUUUAUCCUUUUAUUUGAAGAAAAUGUUAUCUUUAGGAAACAUUUCUUAUAUUUGUACACCAGGGAGUUUCCAAAUUUAACGACAUCUAACACUUCACAAUUAAAACAAGCUUUAAAAUACCGUAAGGUUAGAUAUAAUUGGGAAGCAUGGGAAGAUGAUAAAGUUUUAACUAGAGGGUUGGCUGCAACGUUUGCCUUUAUAUGUGGUAUUGGGGGUGUUGCCAUUAGUAUGUCACAAACAUAUUGGAUUGGACCUGUUGCUGUUAAAUUGGACAAUGGGGAUAUUGCUAUGUGGCUAAGUAUGGGUAUCUCUGGUUUAGUAUAUCCACCAUGUAGAUAUUUGGAAUUGAAAAAGUUUGGUCGUUAG
Saccharomycodes ludwigii is the source of this 1695-nucleotide messenger RNA. RefSeq names its product Tpn1p (gene TPN1). Lineage: Eukaryota; Fungi; Ascomycota; Saccharomycetes; Saccharomycodales; Saccharomycodaceae. The transcript has a single exon. The record is from RefSeq and is a predicted model, not a curated record. Gene Ontology annotation, biological process: transmembrane transport. Gene Ontology annotation, cellular component: fungal-type vacuole membrane; plasma membrane. Gene Ontology annotation, molecular function: transmembrane transporter activity. Bases 1 to 1695 code for a protein of 564 amino acids.